Messenger RNA from Salvia hispanica, 830 nucleotides. Its product is annotated as protein TIFY 10A-like. Lineage: Eukaryota; Viridiplantae; Streptophyta; Magnoliopsida; Lamiales; Lamiaceae. Gene Ontology annotation, cellular component: nucleus. Gene Ontology annotation, biological process: regulation of jasmonic acid mediated signaling pathway; regulation of defense response; response to wounding. The record is from RefSeq and is a predicted model, not a curated record.
CACAUUCAUUUCAUCUCAUCUCAAAGCUAUCACAUGCCUUCUCCCUCUACCGUACACUCCUAAUCCUCCCCAAUUCCUCGCCGGAAAUUGAAAAAAAUGGCUUCCUUCGACAUCGUCGACUCCGGCAGACUCCCCGCCGCCGCUACCAGGUCCAAUUUCUCCCACACAUGCAGCCUCCUCAGCCAGUACUUGAAGGAGAAGGGCACCUUCGGCGAUCUCACCCUCGGCCUCACUCCUACCCCCGAAAUCAAAGAUGCUCCUACCGAGACGGUGAAUUUUCUGUCGGCGAUUGAGAAUUCCGGCGGCAGAAAAGCUAAAUCGGAGGCUGUAACUGCGCCGAUGACGAUAUUCUACGGCGGACAGGUCAUCGUCUUCAAUGACUUUCCGGCGGAUAAGGCGCAGGAGAUCGUCGCUCUAGCUAGCAAGUCCAGCGCCGUGGCCGCUCCGCCUCCCGCCGCCGAGUCCGCCGCUGCCUUUGUUUCCGCUCAGCCGUCUCUCGAUUCUGAUUUGCCGAUUGCUAGGAAGAAUUCCUUGGCGCGGUUCCUGGAGAAGCGGCGGGACAGAGUCACCGCAAAUGCGCCGUAUCCAGCGGCGGCGAGGAAGGCGGUGCCGCCGCCGAAGGCGGAGGAGUGGCUUGGAUUGGGGCCGCAGAUUCAGCGCAACUAGUAAUUGAAUUGAGAAAGAUUGUUAGUAUAGUAGAGACUAUAAUUUUACUGCUUUGCCUUUGUUAAUUUGUAGCAUAGUAGCUUUGACUGUUAACUCUUUUUAAGCUAUUUUGUUUCUCAUUCAAAAUAUUAAAUAUUUAUAUUACUACUAUUUUUUUAAUGGUU